Messenger RNA from Acanthopagrus latus (yellowfin seabream), 1359 nucleotides. It is a transcript of the gene txndc15, whose product is annotated as thioredoxin domain containing 15. Gene Ontology annotation, cellular component: cilium. Gene Ontology annotation, biological process: cilium assembly. Lineage: Eukaryota; Metazoa; Chordata; Actinopteri; Spariformes; Sparidae. The record is from RefSeq and is a predicted model, not a curated record. The coding region runs from base 131 to 1183 and encodes 350 amino acids. The transcript is spliced from 6 exons.
CUGAGGUGUUGCAUUUAUUUUCUUCCGCCGUACCUCGAAACAUUCUUUCCGAAGCCGAACAUCAUAUCAUGAAAAAUCUCAACAUGUCGUGAUUACCGUUCACAUUUGUAUCCAGCUACAUUUUAAAAACAUGACGGGCAUUCUUAACAAACUUUACAUCUCGUUUGUUUUGUUAUUCAUGCUGUUUCAUUCUGAUGUUCUGAGGUUCUCUGUGGCGGCACAAGGGAGCGAUGAGUCACUGGAGCUCAUGCGGUCAGAGGAUGCAGUGUCCGACUUGGAGAACAGCCCCAAGUUUGUGGAGUCAGACGACCUGGAAUCUCUGCCGAAGAGGCAGUUCAAGACGGCUGAGAUCGCAGAUGCCGUGAUGGGAACAGAAGCCCCCAUAGAUCCAUCUGACAUCGAAUCCCUCUUUCCCAAAAAUGUGAAAGACUUCCAGUCAGGCUUCUCCCCGCCUUGUGACGACAACAGUGCCCAGUGUGAUGCACAUGAUGUGGCUGCUAAUGGAGCAUCACUGGAGGAGACAAGCUCUGAAUCAUCACAGCAGGUCACUCUUGAAAUAGUGCACGCGGACAUCAGUCCAGUGGAGGAGCAGAAUGCCACAGAGACCGCCAAGACGUACAAGGUGAACUGUGAUAAGAGGAACAUCACAGGAAUGGACAGUUUCACUGUGCAGGUCCUCAAUGCUUCACAGGACCUGAUGGAGUUCCUGAAUGCUAACAGCACAGAGUGCUCCGUGGUGUUAUUCUUCACCGCCUGGUGCCAGUUCUCAGCCAACCUGGCACCACACUUCAACGCCUUGCCCAGAGUUUUCCCCAGCAUGCACUUCCUGGCGCUGGAUGCCUCGCAGCACAGCAGCCUCUCCACGAGGUUUGGGACCGUGGCGGUGCCCAACAUCCUGCUGUUCCAGGGAGCCAAACCCAUGGCUCGCUUCAACCACACCGACAGAACUCUGGAGACGCUCACCUCCUUCAUCAUUAACCAGACAGGGUUUGACACCGCCUCCGACAGAAACGUGAUGGACGCAGACCUUGUCGGCCCUCUACCCAGCGUCCCGGUGAAGAGCAUCGACUGGCUGCUGGUCUUCUCUGUCCUCUUCAUCAUGGGCUUCACUACGUACGCCAUCCUGCGGACUGACAGCAUCCGCUGGCUCAUACCGGGACAGGAGCACGAGCACCAGGACUGAAAGCACGCACACAUACACAGACUGCAAGUCACUGGAUGUACAUGAUGAUUGGAUAAAUGGUUUCCUUUGUUAUUAAAAUUAACAGUUGCUAAUUUGUUUAUGCUUCAAGUGUUUGAUGAACAAAAUUAAUUUAUGUGAGCCAUUGUGAUUUAUAAUAAAGAUUAUAAUGAUUUGUA